Molecule: messenger RNA, 4272 nt
Organism: Ostrea edulis (European flat oyster)
Lineage: Eukaryota; Metazoa; Mollusca; Bivalvia; Ostreida; Ostreidae
Product: somatostatin receptor type 2-like
Exons: 1
Coding region: 134-1246 (370 amino acids)
Biological process (GO): G protein-coupled receptor signaling pathway
Cellular component (GO): neuron projection; membrane
Molecular function (GO): peptide binding; neuropeptide Y receptor activity
Source: RefSeq, a predicted model, not a curated record
UGUAGCACUGCGUACGCUCUAACUGCAACCUGCGCUUCGGAGGGCGAGAGAUGUGUUGAGAAUAUCGGAAUUGAUUUCAUCAUAAAGUAAGGAUUUUACUGACAUAACUGUGCAGGAGUUCAAUUUGUGAAGCAUGGAUGCGUUUAGUAACACAACACAGAAUGAUAGUGAAAACUUCGGCACAAACAAAGCAACAGACAAUACUUUGGUCGUGGUUUAUACCUUCAUUGGCGUUUGUGGUCUGUUCGGAAACCUUCUGGUCAUCUACGUCAUAUUAAAUUCACCGAAGAUGAAAACGGUAACCAAUAUGUACAUUUUUAACCUAGCGUUAUCAGAUUUGAUAUUCUUAUGGCAUAUCAUUUUUGUAAUUAUAACUACCAUUGUAAAACACUGGGUAUUCGGAGAAGCCAUGUGUAAAAUUUACAACGUGAUUGCAUCCAUUUCCAUGUUUUCCAGCAUUUUGACGUUAACAAGUCUAAGUGUCGAUCGCUACAUAGCAGUUUGUAAGCCGGUUAUAUCACAAAAAUAUCGGAGACCAAUAAGAGCUGUAUUCGUGAUCAUCUUCAUAUGGGUUCUUUCAUUUCUGUUCUCAAUGGCAAUCAUUUUGUAUUCGAAAAGAGUCCCUCAAAAGUUGGAUGGGAAAUAUUCAUGCCAAGUGGAUUGGCCUCAUGUAGAGUUUCUUCCAACUUACAUAAUUUAUACAUUUAUUGUGGGAUUUGCAGUUCCACUGUGCUUCAUUGCUACAUUCUACACUUGUGUUAUUAUUCAUAUGAAAAGAUCAGGACCCGCCAAUCGACAAAGAUCAACAGAGCAAAGAAGGAACCACAGAAAAGUCACAUAUCUUGUAUUGGCCAUCAUUUUGGUGUAUAUAAUCUGUUGGCUACCAUAUUGGGUCUUUCAAAUAACAUUAGUUGUGUUCAGUCUGUACGAUACCGUAGUUAACAACGUGGCAAUAUUCCAUGUGUGUACAGUCUUACAAUUUGCCAACAGUAUGGUCAAUCCUAUUUUGUACGCUUUUCUGAGUGAAAACUUUCGAAAUAGAUUCAAAGAGGUAUUUAAAUGUCCUUGUAUUUUCAAGGAACGCGUUCGAUACAUCUUACGGGAAGGAAGAGAAAACAGAAUGGAACUUGAUUCCUUGCGUAGAAAUGCUAGUGAACAAACCGAGGCCGAAACCCACCAGGACGACCAACGCAGCAAUCCGCAUGUUGAACAAAAAGACAAUGGGGGUGUUUACACAGGUCUAUGAAAAACUAUCUAGGAAUCGUCUGCUUCGAUAGCUAAGAUUUCUGUUGGUAGAUAGCUGUUACUUUCAGAAUGACAUGAAGGCAUAAUGUGUGUACUUACAUAUGUGUCUACCAAUCACGGUUAAUCGGAACACACUAACGGUAAAUUUAGUUCAUGCAGGGUAUGUAUGGCAACCACGGGUGUAUUAUUGAUGAUUGGUAAAUUGUGUUAAUACCAUGUUGACUUAAUCAGAUCAUGUAAUUGAGUAUGCGUUUGUCAGCGUUAAAUCCAAUCAGAAGUCAAAAGACGAUUUGGUACAUAGUGUAAUUAUAGUAAGUAGUAACUACAAAUAUGAACUGUAUUCGAAAAUCAUACAGAGUAUUUGAUACAAGGUUUAAUUAUUGGAUAUGAUAUAUAAAUCCAUGUACAAUAAUACAACGACGACUAUAGAUGUGAAGACACGGAAUACAGGAAACAUUUUGUAAAUCUUUCAGGUAUUACUCUACAUCGUCAUAAUGGCUGACUUCCUUUAAAAACAUGGAUGAAAAAAUCGAUAUCAGCAAUAUUUGUCUUUUCCUUUUCCAUUUAAAUACCUAGCCGAGUAGCUCAGUGGGUUUGAAUACCGACUGCUGAACUGUAGGUCGCAGGUUCGAGUCCAGCAGGGGUUUUAAAUUUUUUUCAGAUUACCUUCUACUAAAACUGUAUUUUUUGACUAAAUAAAGUAAAUUUGAAAAUUUUCAACUUCAAAAUAGUGUUGUACAUAUCCUCCACUUUUCAUCUACAUCAAAUUUCUCUGGUGUAGCAUACCUCCUUAAAUUCUACUCGAUGAACACGUUAAAACCUCGUCUCAGUAAUACAUCUAUUGUUAGUCUUGUAUAUAAUAUUUUGUGACUUUCAAGUAUUUCACCAUUUUUACUGAAGUUCAUAGUGUGGGGGGGGGGGGGGGGUUAUAAUUUGAAUUCGAUGAACUGUCAUCUCGUAUUAGUUUUGUCUCAACAUACUGCAGUACAAUUUCAUCGCAUUUGAAUUUCACUAUUCUCAAGUUUGUUUAUUAGAUGAAUCUUAAUGUGUUUUGAAUUCGUUCAAAGAAAACAAAUGCGAAAGAGGUGAAUAUGGAACAAUGGCGAAUGUUUUCCGGCCUAUAUUGAUUACGCUGAUCUUCUCGCAACACGACAACCAAACCUGAAGAACGGUAACAAAAUGACUGUGUCGUGUUGAGUUAUAUUUACACCAAUGCUUGUAAGUAAUAAAUCUGCGCUGUAUCAGUGAACUUUAUUUCUUCGGAGAAGCUUUCAUCUUCAUACAAAUCUUAAAUAUCUUUAAAGGAGAAAAGACACCAUUUGAGCUGAAAAUUUUUCAAAAGGUGUUGCACGUCUCAUGUUAAUUUCCCUAAAGGUGUUGCAUGAAAGAUCGGUAAAAUUAAGUUAUUCAAAUAUAUUAUAAAACCAAUUGGAACUUAUGUCUUGAUUCAAACAUUUGUGAAAAUAAGUUUAAAAGACGAGUAUUGACAAAAAUUAGCCAAAAUAAUUCGAGUUUAAAUCAAGCAAUAAGUGAUUUAUAUGAUUUUUAGCUUUAAAAUGGAGGGGUAUCCCCGAAUUUCAGGAAAAACUGCCUCCAUGAAACAAAAUAAAUUUAGCAUGAACAUGUUCUUCAAGUUUUUCAUUAAAAAACUGUCGCUUUAAAAUUUUGUCUCACGAAGGCAUAUUUCUUGUAAGUUUUAAAAAAUCUAAAGGACUUCAUUGAUAUUAUUUUGAACUUCACCUGUACGUUAAUUUUCCUUUGUAAUGUAUGGUCUACUGCGUGGUUCAGUGGCUAUGGUGAUCGACUUUUAUAUGUAAAGAUGUUUUCUUUUUUAAAUCGACCAGGUUCGAAUCCUUCACGAACACAAUUUUUUUUUCAUAUUACGUUUUCCACCUAGAUUUUUUUCUUAAUUGAAACACUCUUCUAGUUUUUAUAAAUGUUUCUUGUCAAAUCUCUGUUUAUUACAAUGUGCUGAGUUUGAAAUAAACUUCCAACCUGGACACUGUUUAGUUUGUGAAUAGGACUCGCAAUUAGCACCCCGAAUACAGCAUGCAAUACCUGUGUUUUAAUAGUCAAAGUUGUAUGUUUUUCGGAGUGAAAGGUGUUGACAAAUGCACGGUGUCUUUUACGAAAAACCAUUGUGAACUUUGCAAAGCUUUGAAAGAAAUUUUUUAAGGCCAAACAAGGUGAAAAAAAACCGUUAAACAGUUUAAGUGGAUAAGAUGAUAUGUAUUUCAGUAGCAAAUUGCUAUAAUGGUAAAUCAAUGUUUUCAGAUGCAUGUACUUCGAAUUAUGUUGAACUUCAUUAAUGCGUACUAAACUUCCCAUAUUUUGUUUUUGGUCAGAGUCAUGUACAGUUGCCUAUUGUUGGUUGUAGAAAAUAAUACAUAUAAGUAUAAGAGCUUUUAGACUGUAGUAGUAUAGAAUAUUAAAUAUUUGAUACAGUCGUAACAUGUAACCGUAUACAUUGUAUCUGAUACUCAGAAGAAGAAAAAAGACAAUUUAAUUUUCACGAUUUGAAAAAUUAUGUUUAGACUACAUGUAUAAUGUAUUGACACAUAAAAUGUAUUAGGCUUGCCCUUAGUACUGGGGAAACCUACAGAUAUUUAAAUGGCAUAUACGCAAUAAGAGUAUAAAUAUGGAUGAAGGUCAGUUCUACGUCACGAGUGUGGCACGGAGCUCCGAUUGGGGAAAAUUCCCGCUUCGGUGCAACACCUUCUUUAUUUUUUCAAUUUCAAAGUUUAAAAUGCUUAAUCAAUGUAUUUCUAUUGGUCAACCAAACUUUGAAUAUCAGUUGUUGAGUUACAAGUGAGAAACAGCACUUACAAUUCUCUGUUAUGUAAGCAAGGCUCGUGCCAUGUUUUUGUUUACAUACAGCUUGAUUAAUAGAAAAUAGCAUGUUUAAGGUAUUCAAUGUAUAAUGACCAUAUCUCAUAUCUAAUAAAGUGAUGGUGGAAUAAUUGUAAUUAUGGUGUCAUUUUGAAGGGUUCAUCAAAUAAAAAUAAUGCACCAUAGGAAUUUUCAAAA